Messenger RNA from Vitis riparia (riverbank grape), 1149 nucleotides. RefSeq lists its product as uncharacterized. Bases 119 to 670 code for a protein of 183 amino acids. NCBI's taxonomy places the organism in Eukaryota, Viridiplantae, Streptophyta, Magnoliopsida, Vitales, Vitaceae. The record is from RefSeq and is a predicted model, not a curated record. The transcript is spliced from 3 exons.
UGAUAAUUAUUGUGAUUUGAUACUUGAUCAAAUCUGAGCAAGGCAUCUCUCUUUGUUAUCAAAGUUGGGUCCAUCAGAGUUAUUAAACUUAAUUAGGUCCUUCUACAAUUCCAAAUGCAUGCCACCAUCUUUUAUCAGCCCUAUGCACUACUAUAUAUGUCAGGCUUGUAUCAUCACUUUCUUACACCAAUCAGCCCCUUCCCACAACCAACCUAAAACCCUUUCACAAUUGGCCUUCUUCUUCUCCUCCUCCAUGGAGCCUUGUUCUCAUUCAUCCAUCUCCGGCCACUCACCGGGAAACUACCACCUGGUCCUUGGGCACUACCCAUUAUUGGCAACCUCCACAUGUUGGGGAACCUUCCUCAGCGCAACCUCAGCCUCCUGGCCAAGAAGUAUGGUCCCAUCAUGUCUAUGCGCCUCAGCGAUGAGGAGGGAGGAGCUAGGGUUGAUGGUGCAAUCACUUAAAGAAAUGGGCGAGGCACGUCAGGUGGUUAACCUCAGUGACACGGUGAUUGAACUCAUUGAACACAUGACGCACAAAAUGGUUUUUGGGCAUAGCAAAAUUGAGAGAAUCCAGUUGAAAGCGCUUACACGAGGCGUUGAACUUGGCAGGAGCUUUCAGUAUAGCGGAUUACGUGCGCUUGCUAGGGGCUUAUGUGGCUCAUAUUGAGUAAAAGACAUAUGGAGAAAAAUGAGUAAAUGUUGAAGCAAAGGGAAGUGACGACAUUUGUCAUUCAAACUUGUAUUUUUAUUGUUGAAGGCGAACGAUAGGUUGGGAGGGUGCGAGGGGCAACGCCCUCCCACAGUACGGUUCAGGGGUAACUCUUUUUAUCUAUUCCAAUAUUGAAUUCUUGAGAUCCAUGCUAUUUAGGAGAUUCUUCAAUUCUUUGUAAUAAUGAGAAUUACUGAAAUUAUGUUAUGAAAUCGCAUCAAAUUAGUCAAAUAAAGUAAAUAAAAUAGGAGUCGAAAACACACUUUGAAUUGUCUUGAUUAUAUUCUAAUCCCACGUAAUACUUAUUAUUGAUAUGUAAUGCUUAUUAUACACUUCUAUGUUAUUGUUUGUCAACUAACUUCCUUGUUUUAUGGAAUCACUUAGCGUGCUGUUAAGGUACGUCUUCUUCUUAUUUUGAUUAUCAAUUUAUUAAAUGC